Messenger RNA from Rhopalosiphum maidis (corn leaf aphid), 3505 nucleotides. RefSeq lists its product as uncharacterized. Gene Ontology annotation, molecular function: protein binding. NCBI's taxonomy places the organism in Eukaryota, Metazoa, Arthropoda, Insecta, Hemiptera, Aphididae. Gene Ontology annotation, cellular component: nucleus. The record is from RefSeq and is a predicted model, not a curated record. Gene Ontology annotation, biological process: regulation of transcription by RNA polymerase II.
UUGUUAUUAUUAUUAUUAUUAUUGUUAUUAUUACACACUGUUCGCGUACUCGGUGGCACAAUAAUAUUAUUUUGACUUUUUACACACACACAUGCACACACACUUACACACUUAACAGUCAUCAAACAAAUAAAAUUAGUUUUACGUCGGUCGAUAUACACUCGGUUUACCGCCUAUUACAGGUGUGAAUUGGACGAGACGACGACCGACAACUCCGCGUCCACCGUCGUCCGUACAUAAUCCGUUUCGGCGGCCGUCCCGCGGGAUAGCGAGCAAUCGACGAGACGACGACGACGACGUCGACGACGAAAGAGCGGCAACGACUAGGCUGGUCGUUAUCGUGGCGGCGGUGACGCGAACUUGUGACGACCAACGACGUCUCGGCGAUUCGGACGACAGCGGCAGCAGAAUCGGUGACUGCGGCGACGACGACGACGAGAUCGCCGCCGGAGUAAUCGUCGUCCGGUCGGGUCGGUUGUUAUGAUGUCCGUGCGACCGUCGUCGUCGUCGUCGUCGUCUUGUGCCGAGUCGCAGUCCCGACGGUGUCGCCGUCAGUCUCGUCAUUGCGGCCGUCCGUCGCCGUCGUCGCGGUCCAAGUUCGUCGAGUGCAAGUCCGAGUCGCCUUUGCCGCUGGGCGGGGAGACCGCAAUGCCUAUAUAGCCCUGUGACCUAUGUCGUCUGCAGUGUUCUUGUAGUGUCGCCGCACCGCAAAGAUGGGGAAUCCAACACGUUUUAUGGUUUCAUGGGAUGAUCAUUCUACUCAUUUAGUCGCACGUUUGGGAUAUCUUUUGGAACGUCAGCAGUUGGUUGAUGUUACUUUGAUGUGUAAUACACAUAGUCUCAAAGUUCAUAGAUCAGUUCUUGCAGCUUGCAGCCCAUACUUUGAGCGUGAAUUAGGUAAUCAUCCCAUGAUUGUUCUCAAAGAUAUGAAAUUUAGUGUACUCAAAUCAUUAAUUGAAUUCAUGUAUUGUGGCGAAACAAAUGUCACUGAAGAUAAUUUACACGCUCUUGUGGAAGCAGCAAAAUUUUUUGAGGUUAAAGGCUUAUCUUCACUAGCUCAUGAAAGCUUACAAGAUUCUAAGUCUAUAAAACCACCUUCCCUUGUUUGUACUACAACAGCUCAAACUAGAAUCUGUCAAGUUUCACCUACACCAAUUCCAGUUACAUCUAUUGCAACCAAAGUUACAGAAAACGGAAAUUACUCUUCGUCCGUGUCUGUUAUUGCACGGCUUGGCCAAAAUAAUAAUACCAACGAAAGGCGGCCUUGUGCUGGUAGGGGUCGGCCUAAAGCUCAUCUUCAGAGCCCAUGUUGUGAACCAUUGGUAAGCAAACCAGCUCCUAUUACUCCACCACAGACAGAAUCCGCCCAAAUACUACUAUCACUUGCAGGAUCUAAUCAAUCAUACAUAUCGCCUUCAAAACACAGAACCAAUGAUAGUAGUAUAGCAACUAUAAAUCAUCAAGAAUUACCUAUGAGUAAUGGUUUAGACAAUAAUAAUCCAAAGUUCAGCGAUGACAUAGACUUAAAGUAUAAACGUAGUAGAAAAAGACCUGCAGAUUCAGUGGAUGAGAAUAGAUAUGAUGUAAAAAAAUCAAUGCCUAAUGACAUCAAGACAGAUGAAGAUGUCAAUCGAUCACCAUUAUUAGCUAGCUUAUUAACCAAAAAUGAUAAAUCUGAUGAUAAACUUAAAGUACAAAAACCUCAAGAAACCCAAACUCAGAAUUCUGAAAGAUACAUUAAUGCAUUAAAAGGAGCUGGUCUUCCAACGGAUAUUCCAAUAUUAAUUGAGAAUGGCGAUGGUAAUUACAUCACAUUAACUGAGAAUGUAUAUGACAUAUUAGCCAAAGAAGACGCUCUUCAUUUUCAACUCACUGAUAAUAUGAACCUUGCUAAUCUUAAGCAACCAGAAGAAAUGGUUAGUAAUAUGCAAGAAGUAGCUCAGUCUAAUGUACCAAUAAUAGAUACCAAUUUAGAAGAUCCGAUAUUAAGGAAUAUUAAAAGUCAUAUGCCACCAGACAAUCCAGACGAUGUUGUUCUGUAUAAAGUAGCUGAUAAUGGAAACAUUGAAAAAUAUGUUUUGACUACAGAAGACAUAAAAGCAUUCAAAGAGUCUAUGGAUUCAAAUCCUGAAAGGAAAAAAGAUUCGCCACUAUUAAGCGUUUCUGAAAUAAAUGUGCCGAUUGAGAAUAAAUCAUUACCAUUGAUUACUAAAAUUUUAGACUGUGGUAAUGAAAAGUUUUCAGAGGCUCUAUUAGGCAGACUACCUCUUAGAAAAAGAGGGACAUUCAAAUUAAAUAACACUAGUUCUGAUACUGAUAUGUUACAACAAAUGAAUAACGUUUGUACACAGUCUGUUGGUACUGUAGAUACUGAUGUAGAAUAUGUUGUUGUUGGAGAAGACAGUGUACAAAUGGAUAUAAUGGGUUCUUCUAGUAUUAGCAAUAAAAAUGAUUCAUUGAAAACCAGUAAUACUAUGAAAAUAGAAGAUGUUGCCGAAGAAGAUAUGAGUGUUCUAGAAGCAAUGAUGAACAAUACUAUUGAAUUUUCUGCCGAAGAUGGUGAUUAUCAAAUGCACAGUAGUGAAGAGGUUUUCUCAAACGAUCAAAACGACAAUGAGAAAAUGAUAUUGUCCAAUGUCCUCAUGUGUACGGGUGCAGAAAAUUCCAAUUCUCAUGUUGGUCUCGACCACUUUGGAUUUAAACCCGAUGACGUGGAUGGCCGUAAUGGUGACUGUAAUCAACAAAAAAAAUCCAAAAUGUAUGUAGACUUAGAUAUGACGGGAAAUGAUUUUAUAUCGGAAUCUGUUACUGAGGAGGUAGUACUUUCCAGUGAACUAAAUCCAAGCUCCUGAAUUUAUUUAUUUAAGGAUAACUUUCUAGUUAUACUUUGGACAUAGAGUUGUGUAUAUUUUGUAAAAAUCAGUCUGUAUAAUAUUAUUUCAAACAUUGAUGUUUGUCAUUGAACUUGUUGGUAAAAAUUUACAAAUGCCUAUGUAUAUACUAUACAUAAUCAUAUAUAUGUAUAUAUAUAUAUAAAUAUAUACAUAUAUUUAUAUUUCCUUAUAGUUCUGACUUAUAUACUAGUUUAUUUGUUUUGUUUAGUGUUAACAUUUAAAAAAAUGUAUUAUUCUCUAACUUGGUGAUUUAAAUAUGUGAACGAUUAGAAACAAAUAAUGCUUAACUUGGCACUUUGAAAAUAGAAUGAGUGUUUAAUCUGAAAUUAAAAACUAAAAUUGAUAUUAUUUUAUAAUUUUAAAAAUUAUUGUUAGGCUUCGGUAUUCACAAUUAUUUAAAAAAAUGUGUUCACCUUGUGCCAUUUGUUAAGCCGUCAAUUAUGAAAGUUCACAUGUUUCAGCUUCAUAAAUGAACAAACGAUUAAAAUCCGAAAUAAAGAUUAUAUGUUUAUAUAGUUUUAUAAUACCUUUUUUCAAUUUUAAUUACAUUUUAACUUUUGUUUCUAACCAUUAUUUUCUGUACAAAGAAUAUACCACAACAAUAAUUAUUA